Theileria equi strain WA is the source of this 1344-nucleotide messenger RNA. RefSeq lists its product as hypothetical. The transcript has a single exon. The record is from RefSeq and is a predicted model, not a curated record. Lineage: Eukaryota; Apicomplexa; Aconoidasida; Piroplasmida; Theileriidae. The coding region runs from base 1 to 1344 and encodes 447 amino acids.
AUGACGGUGGAUCAACAAGGAGUAAUCAUUCAGCUUAGACAAAAGUCACCUAAUGGUGGAGAUACCAGUUAUAGAGAUUCUACUAGUGGAAAGCAAAUUACCGUAAAAAGAACUCCAUUUCCCAACCCUCCUGGAAAAUAUUCUACUCAAGACUUCUACAAGUAUAAACAUUCCCUGAAAACUGGGGGACAAACAUUCAACCUAAAAGCAAUUCAGGAUGACACUGAUGUGGUAAUAAGUGUUAAGAGAGUUAAAGACGUUUCUAAUGUAGAAAGUGUUUCUGCUUAUUACUGGAAGCAUGAAGUAGGUCCCGGUAGGAAACCUACUAAAGUUUUCAUAGUAGGAGUUACCACCACUGGCAAUCCAACUGCCUAUUAUACUAAGAGUGGUUAUAAUCCUCAAUGGUAUCUUGUUUCUCCAUCCAAACUCGAUUCUGAAAUCCUUGAGGCCAAACUAGAUGGCCUAAACUGUUCACUCAACAACACAGCUACAAUUAACCUUACAAAAGACGCCUACACAGCAGGGAAGAGGUACUGUUGUCACAAGCAUAGUGGCCAAGGAAAAAUUACCGUCACUCCUGUACCCAUUUUCUGUAAGGAGAAUAAGAAUAAAAGUCAUACCACAGCAUAUAAACAUGAGAUUAAUACUGGUGAUUUCCAACUUGCCGAUAUCGAGUACUACUUAAAUGGUAUUCCUAGUCGAAGGAAGAAGAUAAAUAUUCCUAACCUUAACUUACCUACAAAACGGCCAGUAAAUGUUACAGUUUAUGCUUUUUACUCUAAGGACAGUACAGAUCCAAAACUUAUAUAUGUGGAUUCUGAUGGAGAACCCAAUGUUAAAGGCUGGUACAAGAAUAACGGUAGUAAAGAUAACAAUGAAGAGUGGAUAAAUUUCUCUGAUAUAAGCGAGAAUACAACACCGGAAAGUAUCACAAACUGUAAGGACAAUAACUGGUCCCGACUUGUGAAUGAACUACAGAAGGAGGAAUCUACAGGCUUGAAAGAAUGUAAUCAAGCAACUCCUAUUCCUUCACCUGAAACAGAUGCUCUUCCCAUUCCUCCUUUACCUUAUGAAGUUGUAGUAGAAAACCGGAACAUUCUACCUACUAGUCCAGUUCCUGGAGCCACUCCCAUGACUACAGAUCAAUUUACUAUUCCCUCUUCUACUAUUGAAGCUCUUAUUAAUGCUCUGUCUCAAUCUAAAACCGCAGUCCCCCCUGAGUUAUCCACUACCACCAUCGUUGGAUCAUCUGUUGGAAGUGGAAUCGGUGGAACAGGGUUGGGUGGUCUUGGAGCCUGGGUCUGGUACAAAUAUUUCUUUGACCCUGUGGUACGCCUAAUAUGA